UGUGUGGGGCGGUCUCUGCUCAGAGAUGUCUGAAUAUGUCAAGAAUCACUUCAGCUGCCGCACGCUUUCAAACAGCACUCCAUCUCGUCCAGUGCCGCUACGAGGGAAGAGUUUCAUAUUUGCCGUUUAGCUUCAUAAGAUUAUGAGGAAUUCCUUUGCGAUUGCCGUGCGUAACGAGCCUACAGUGCACAGGAGUGAAGGAAGAACAGCUGGAGCGCUGUCCAGGGUCCUGAAGUCAAGAAGCCAGAGGUGCUGAAGAGAGCACGGGCAUUCAGAAAGGACUGUAUGUCUAUGCCAAUCAAGCCUUGAGAUGACUUGGAAAAGGCUGCGUUCUGUGGCUGUCUGGGGAUUCAUUGCGUGGCAAAUAGGAAUUCUGUUGAGUUUGGUAGCGUCAAAAAAGCCAGAAAACCCUCAAGGAGAAAAAGCAUCGUCACCCUCUGACUUCCUUGACAAGCUCAUGGGAAGAACCUCAGGUUACGAUGCCAGAAUUAGGCCCAACUUUAAAGGUCCGCCUGUGAAUGUAACAUGCAACAUAUUCAUUAACAGUUUUGGCUCCAUUGCAGAGACAACUAUGGAUUACAGAGUGAACAUAUUUCUCCGGCAGAAGUGGAACGACCCUCGGUUAGCUUACAGCGAGUACCCAGAUGACUCCCUGGACCUGGAUCCCUCAAUGUUAGACUCCAUUUGGAAGCCUGAUCUGUUCUUCGCCAACGAGAAGGGAGCGCACUUCCACGAGGUCACCACUGACAACAAGCUCUUGAGAAUAUUCAAGAAUGGAAAUGUCCUCUAUUCAAUCAGACUGACUCUGACGCUCUCAUGUCCGAUGGAUCUGAAGAAUUUCCCCAUGGAUGUACAGACGUGCAUAAUGCAGCUGGAGAGUUUUGGCUACACAAUGAAUGACCUGAUCUUUGAGUGGCAAGAGAAGGAUUCUGUACAGGUGGCCGAAGGUUUGACGCUCCCACAGUUCAUCUUCAAGGAUGAUCCUGAUUUAAGAUACUGCACCAAGCACUACAACACAGGCAAGUUCACAUGCAUCGAGGUACGUUUUCACCUGGAAAGACAGAUGGGCUACUACCUGAUCCAGAUGUACAUUCCCAGCCUGCUCAUCGUCAUCCUGUCCUGGGUCUCCUUCUGGAUCAACAUGGAUGCCGCUCCUGCCCGUGUUGCCCUGGGAAUCACCACAGUGCUCACGAUGACAACUCAGAGCUCUGGAUCCAGGACAUCCUUACCUAAGGUGUCUUACGUGAAGGCAAUUGAUAUCUGGAUGGCUGUGUGCUUGUUAUUUGUCUUUUCUGCCCUGUUGGAGUAUGCUGCAGUCAACUUUGUUUCACGGCAACACAAAGAACUCUUACGAUUCCGACGGAAAGCCAGGAAGAAGUCUGGCAAGACUUUCGAUCAAACAUUUGAUGAGGAGCUUACUGAGUCAUUGCGUCGUAUCAAUGGCCUACGCAGUGCCGAGCCAGUUUACGGAUCAAUGGGCCAACUCGAUGAAUCCAAUGACAGGGAGGAGGAUGUGCAGGAGAGCCGGUUGAGCUUCACGCCCAACGCAGGGAAAGAUGGAGCCGUGCCCAAAGCUGCUAAUAAUGCGGCCACAACACCCUCUGACCCAACCCUUACUGCCGGCAAGAGUCAUGAGGAGAUGAGGAAACUCUUCAUCGACCGAGCCAAGAAGAUCGACACUGUGUCCCGUGCCGGAUUCCCACUGGCCUUCCUGUUUUUCAAUAUUUUCUAUUGGGUCCUUUACAAAAUCCUACGUCACGAGGACGUGCACAAGCCAUAGAUGGAACAUGGCAUGUUGCACCUUGGGAGGUACGGUAGUAACACAGCAAAGCUGCAUCAAUGAACUCUGAUGUUUCCUGCCAAGAUCUAUGCUAAAAUGACUAUGAAAAACUGUGAUGUCAAGGACCGGUGGUUAAUUUCAAAAGUUUGUUUGUGUUAUACACCCAUACGAAGAAACUGCACUCACUAUGCAAUGGAUAGGUAUCCGUAGGGCCUCUGACACACCUGUCCCACAACAAAAGUGGUCAGCACUUCUACACACCUGUUUAACACAGAAACACAGUCCAAUAUUGACUACAGCCCCUCGUAGUGACGUGUGUCUUGCACUGGUUUUGUCGACUCUGUUGUCUUACAGCUUUAUUGCCAACGUUCUGUGUUGUAUUUUUGAUAUACAGCUAUUGAAAAAUGGCAAGAGUGCAAGAGCAGAAAUGUAUAUUAUACAAAUAUCCAAACACAAACUACUAAUAUUGAUUAUUUUAUAAGGAAGAGUUAACUAGUUUUUAUUAGCAGUAAUGUGUCCCCGAACAUUUUGUCCCAACCUGAUUGUUGACCAGCUCUAGAAACCAGCAUCCAGGCCAAAAACAUUCUGAGCUAAAUCUCAAGAAUGACCCUGAACCAGCAAAGAAGACAAUUGUGUUUACAGCCAACUAUAUGAACACCUUAACAUUAACUGCUUCAAGGAAACACAUUUUGAAAACUUUAAUGGGUAGCAUACUGUCAGUAACCAUUAAGAAAUUGAAACCAUCCUUCAAGUUUUUCUCAAACAAAAGCAUUAUUGUUCGAAAACCAUUGCUCACUUCAAACUAAUGAUGCCACGGCAAUAUAAUGCGGCUGGGAGUGAAUAAUGUCAUACAUGUGUUGCAAAUUCAUGGAUGGAGAAAUGAAUUCAAGGAGGGCUUGUUGGGAUAAUGUUGCAGUCAACGUGUUUUCUGAGACAAGUCCUCAGACAAAAAAUUGUAAUGCGAAAAAAUGUAAAUGAGAUUCAUAAUUAUGAACAUAAUUAGAGUGGUUUUAAACUAAUCUAACUGCAUGUAUGGUGAUUGUAUAACUAUGAAUUCUGAAUAGACAUUAUUAAAUUAUACUAAAAGAGAAUUAUAUUUAAUUCUGCCUCUGAAGAUAUCC
Messenger RNA from Sinocyclocheilus anshuiensis, 2901 nucleotides. It is a transcript of the gene glra3, whose product is annotated as glycine receptor, alpha 3. Gene Ontology annotation, biological process: monoatomic ion transmembrane transport. NCBI's taxonomy places the organism in Eukaryota, Metazoa, Chordata, Actinopteri, Cypriniformes, Cyprinidae. The record is from RefSeq and is a predicted model, not a curated record. Gene Ontology annotation, cellular component: plasma membrane. Bases 311 to 1780 code for a protein of 489 amino acids. Gene Ontology annotation, molecular function: glycine binding; transmembrane signaling receptor activity; transmitter-gated monoatomic ion channel activity. The transcript has 10 exons.